Molecule: messenger RNA, 4271 nt
Organism: Oreochromis niloticus (Nile tilapia)
Lineage: Eukaryota; Metazoa; Chordata; Actinopteri; Cichliformes; Cichlidae
Product: RIMS-binding protein 2
Exons: 6
Coding region: 2988-3626 (212 amino acids)
Biological process (GO): neuromuscular synaptic transmission
Molecular function (GO): protein binding
Source: RefSeq, a predicted model, not a curated record
UAAUAACAGCACCAGACUACAUUCACUUUGUGGGGAAAAAAAAAGUGAAAACGAGAAAAUUUCAUCCAAGAAACAAUUCUCAAGAAAUCAGUAAUAUGAUUUGGUAAAAAUGACAAGGCUGUUGCUGUUUAAUGGUAGCAUCUUCUCAAAACAGGGUUAUUUUGUGCUCUUUACUGGUUUGUAAUGAAAGCAUAGAACUCAAUGAAAUUUUUAAUUUUACAGACUAAACCAAUCUAGAGAUCAACCAAUAACAAAAACAGCUGUUAGUCGCAUUCCUAAUUGCCACAACUCAAGCUUCUUUUGCAUGAAAUGACCUGGGUUAACGGGGCCGUCCGCAGCAAAGAAGAUGAGCAAUAUUUCACAUGUCAUGUGCAAUUCCAGUUUCCAUGGCAAUCCAUUCAUUUAGUGCACCAGUAGCUUCAGCUGCCACGUGGACAGCUAAUGCUAGUUAGUGAGAAAUGAUAUUCAAGAUAGUUGGCAGCAGUGGGGGGUUGGGAGAGGAAAGGAGGACUGGAGAUGGCUAAAAUGUUCCCACGAGCACUCGGGGGCAGCUGCACUGUAAAUGAAAACCAUCACCGCUCAGGCGGUUCACAUGUCCCAGUGACCUUCUCCCCGACUGAAACUGACCUUUUUACCUGUCUAAAACGCCACACGGUGACAUCACUCUGAGUUAGGCUGUUAAAUUGAGAUUUUGAUGAAUCCGAAUGCUGGCCGGUCAGUCCUCAAAGACACUGGGUUAUGUAACUCGAAGCUUUUGUAUUGCAAACAUAGUUUGUGCUGGAACAUGGCCUCUUGCAGAUCAAUAAUCGGUAUGAAACAUGGUGCUUAGGCUUAUCAUAACCUUUCACCAAGAAAAGAAGAAAGAGCUUAUUGCAAUUGUUUUGCAGGUUUUACUCAAAAAUCUUUUCGUUUUGUGCAAACAUUUCUUCUGAGCAGGUCUGACAUUCUCUGCUCAGGCAGAGGAGCACAAACAUGGCGCAGACUCGCUGAUGUCACAGCGAUGGAGAGCAAAGCUCUCAACUCAUAGGGAUUGAGUGGCCUUUGCUCUGCUUGUUCAAAACUGUCACACAAACCCAGUGAUACCAUCAGACUGCAGAUGAAAAACACACAACACAGUCAAAUGAGGUAGAUUACUGCUAAUCUAAUGACUCAACCUAUGUGGGGGGGUUUUGUUGUAAAAAGAAAGGAAACAGGUCACUGCUCUAAUUAUUGUGAUGCUUCCAACUGGAACUACACUAGUACACUAUAUAGAAGUAUAGUUAUACUAUUAUAUAUGUACAAAAUAAAACAAAUACCUCAUUGCUGAUGACAUGGUCAUAAAACAAGACAAGAACAACCGAGGUUGAUACAGAGUUAUCAAUCAGUCGUUUAAAUGUUUUAUUAGGCAAAAAUGAGAUCAGCUGUGAAAAGAGUUCUGUGCCAGUUCUGUCUUUUGGGCUGUCGAUCAGCACUGGUUCGGGAAACUUUUGAAGGGCAUUUCUUGUAAUUAUUCACAUUUCCGCCUACAUUUUUCAUGAGGAACACAACGGUGACAGCCUAUCAUUUGUCUUCUCUGGCUGCAAUGGCGAGGGAUUCCCUUCGAUUAGAGAGGGAGAGUACACACCCCUGCAAAAGGGCCCACUUUGGACCGCACUGACAUGGCAGAUUGCUUAAAGAGAAAGGAAUCCCUCCCCUGCACGCACAUCAUCCCACCUCCGGCAACCAGAAACCCUCGAUGACAAGCGCUCCACGGGGGCUCAACCCAUCUCGCAUAAGGCAAAAUGUUCCUCAUUUAAAAAGUGUGGGAUGAUUUUAAUCCGUGUGUGAGCUCACGGACGCUGUGCUUAGACUCCCGGGAUGCUGCUGGUUCCAGUAUGAGCUGGUGUGACACAGCAGUUUUUUUUUUUAAACCUGCAACUGAAUCCACUUCCCAGAAUUUCUUAAGGGGCCAGAGAGACAAAAAAAAAAGAAAAAGGCAGACAAAGGCUCUGUCCUCAGCACCAUCCAAUAAGAGCUGAGAAAGCUACAGUGAGGCAGGCCAGCAUGUCAUCUUCUUCACAUCAAAUAUUACACCAUUAACCAGGGUCAUUAACCCAAAAUGGCAUUAAAAUGCUACCAGAUAUCAGCCCUUGACACACAAGCAGCAUGCACAGAAGGUGAUAUGUGACAAAUAAAGUAAUAAAAGGGAAGGAAAUUCCUGUAAUCAAAUGUGACCACACUGACUCACUGCAAUAUGACAAAGAAUAUUCUAGAGAGAUUCUGCUGCCUCCUACGUUUGUUUGGAGGAGAGCGUUUAGUUUUUGGAAGCUUUUUCUUUGUCCAAAGCAAUCAUGCUCCAAUUUAUCCUCCAAGCCUCGAGUAGAAACAUUAAAAUGAUCGCCAUAAUUCUUAUUGUUUUAAUUUAUGUGACAAAGAGAGAGGAGAGGAGAGGAGGCGGCGGAGGAGGAGUGGGAGGAGGAGAAGAGGACGAGGAGGAGGAGAAGGGGGGGCAAGAGCAGUUGAUAGGCUUUUUCCGAGCAACCUCACAUGGUUCCCAGCAGCAGAAGCUCUUAGAAAUUCAGCAUAAUGGAGGAAGGGGAGGUGUGGUGGUGAAAGAAGGGGAGAAAAAAGGAAGGAAAAAAGGAAAUCAGCAAAUGUAUCAGAGUAGAGCCGUUCCACGAGUGAAAGCUCGGGCCUGCAUGCGUUUCAUUGUAAUGCGCCCUCAAUGAGCGGCACGGCCGAUAGAAAGGCACCGCCCAAGGAGGAGCCGAUUUGAACUGGAAUCAGAAAAAAAAAAAGCCUCUGAGCUGUCAGUGAACUGGCGACAGGACAAUAAACACACUGAACGUUAUUUCAGAAUGACCCCCAGAUGUAGUGCUGUAAUAUCGAGAGCCAGUUGUAACCGCAGCUUUACAGCUGACGAGAUUUCAGGGCGAGCCUUUACGCAAACGCAGCAGCUUUACAACGAUAUCCACGCACAUUGGCCAUCUGUCUGCCAGGUGGACAGUCGAGCACUCACUUUGCUGUAAAUGGAGACAAGGCUCGAGUUGGAUGUUUUGAUAUACCCAGAUGAAGUAAGGAUCGCUACUCCGGAGGAUCUCAGGGACUGGGAGCUGGAAACUGCGAGCCAGGUGUCCAUACCCACCGUCCGGCUCUUUGUUGCACUUUACCCGUACAACCCGGCUGCCAUGUCUCCAAACCACGAGACAGCUGCAGAAGAGCUGCCCUUUGUGCCAGGCCAGAUCAUCAAGGUUACUGGAGACAAAGACGCAGAUGGGUUUUAUCAUGGUGAGUCUGGCGGGCUUUCUGGAUAUGUGCCAAGUAAUAUGGUGGCUGAGAUCCCAGUGGAUGAUGAGUAUCUGAAGCAUCUACUCAUGCAGCAGGGAUUCCUCCCCGUGGACCACACAGGCAUGUCUCUAACACCAGACCUGAGCGAUGUCACCAGUAUCCCUGACAGUGGAGUUGUUCGACGAAUGGUAGCCUUAUUUGACUAUGAUCCAUGGGAAAGCUCACCCAACAUGGACAGUGAAGCCGAACUCGGCUUUCGUUCGGGAGAUAUCAUAUAUGUUUUAGGUGACAUGGAUCAAGAUGGGUUUUACUAUGGAGAUCUUCACGGACAACGAGGUUUGGUUCCAUCAAACUUUCUGCAGCUGUUACCCUGGGAUUAGAAGAAAAUGCACGCUAAGCUGUUUGCUACAAAUGCCAAGUCACAGACGCAGUGAGAAACCAGAAGUUUUUAUGUAAAAUAUGGCUAAAAGAACACUUCAUAUAUCAAAAAAUAGUUUAUUUUAUUUUUAUAUUCUACUAACUGCAUCUGUUUUAGACUGAAAGUAAGCAGCUAAUGAACCCCUCUGUUAGUAUCAAUAAGAAAAACGAAACUAAAAAGAGUUCAGGCCUUUGUUUAAAUGUUUCUUUAUUGAAAUAACAGAUACUUACAAACCCUUUGAUGCAAAAAAAAACAACAAAAAACACAAGAACAACAAAAACACAGAAUAGUUACAUUAAUGCAUAUUUUGAAAAUUACAGGUAAAAUACAAUUUUUUUUUGUCUGGCAAUUUUUGCUUUAGGCGCUUUCACAAAAACACAAAAACUGACUUGCUAAAUAAAUUACCUGAUGGGAAUGGAUAACUUAUUUUAGCCUUAAUAAUACACAAUUUACAGAUUUCUUUCUUCCCAGUGUUUUGAUAUAGUAUUUCCAUUUUUUGCCUUAUGCCCUGUGUAUAUAUUUUCUAUCACUGGCUUAUUUCAUACAAGUUAUUAAAAACAAAAAAACCUCUUUGAAUUUUGCAGCAAUUGUUUUGUAAAAAAAUAAA